AUGAUUGACAACAGUAGACAAGUGUCGAGAGCUCCUCAGCAUAACACAAAACGCAUAGAGAAAUGCAGGAGUUUUGAACAACUGGCGCCAAGAGAGAGACAAGACUUUGUACAGGCAAAAUCACUAUGUUUUAACUGUCCUUCACCUGGUCACUCAGUAAGGAAAUGUCGUCACUCAACAACUUGUCGCAGGUGUGGCAAAAAACACUACUCACUACUUCAUCAAGAUAGAGAAAUUCAUCAAGCGCCUACAAACAAUUCAGAGAACAAUCACACGUCAUCAUCACGACUAAAUCAAGGUGACAAUCCACCUUCAUUACUUAAUAGUGAAGUGAACGUUAUUACUAAUUUUGCCAAAGAAGAAGAAACAAUCGGGUCGGGCGACGUUCUGUUAGCAACAGCCAUUGUAAAAGCUCGUUCAUUCAGCGGUAAAUUCUGUCUUCUACGCGCGUUGAUCGAUCAAGGAUCACAGGCUUCUUUCGUUACUGAGGAAGCUGUACAAACGUUAGGACUGAAACGUGUGCCGGUUAGUGGCUGCGUGUCAGGUGUCGGAGACGGUCGUUUGCGCCUUAAGUAUAUGGUUUUUUUUCGAAUUCAAUAA
Messenger RNA from Arctia plantaginis, 600 nucleotides. NCBI's taxonomy places the organism in Eukaryota, Metazoa, Arthropoda, Insecta, Lepidoptera, Erebidae. The record is from the annotation of a GenBank genome assembly.